GUGAUCUGUGGCCAAGAAGAACCAGGGAAAGGUGCAGUGCACCGUGAACCCAAGACCCAAGAGAGAGCUCAAGUGCAGAAGACAAGAGGGCUGCUCUCUCCGAAGUCCCUGUUAACUCCAACCUUACUGCAGAACACGACUCUCCUGGAGCUGGUGAGCAGCUCACGGGAGUUAUGGGAUAUCCUGGACAACCUGUCUGAACGGGACCUUGCUCCACACCCCAGAGGACAGAGGGACUUGGGGCCAGCCUCAGGCAAGCUCAGAAAGAUUUUUGGCUGGGGAGAUUUCUAUUCCAACAUCAAGACAGUGAAGCUGAACCUCUUGAUCACCGGGAAGGUGGUUGAUCAUGGCAACGGCACAGUCAACGUCUUCUUCCGACACAACUCUACCGGGCAAGGGAACAUCUCCGUCAGCCUUGUCCCCCCCACCAAGGCAGUGGAGUUCGACCUGGAGCAACAGAUCUUCAUCGAGGCCAAAGAAUCCAAAAUCUUCAACUGCCGCGUGGAGUACGAGAAAGUGGAUCGUGCCAAGAAGACCACGCUCUGCACUUACGACCCAUCUAAGACCUGCUACCAUGAGCACACCCAAAGUCACGUCUCCUGGGUCUGCUCGAAGCCCUUCAAAGUCAUCUGCAUCUACAUCACCUUCUACAGCAUAGACUACAGGCUGGUGCAGAAAGUAUGUCCUGACUACAACUAUCACAGCGACGUGCCCUACUACCCCUCGGGAUGA
Molecule: messenger RNA, 732 nt
Organism: Leptosomus discolor (cuckoo roller)
Lineage: Eukaryota; Metazoa; Chordata; Aves; Leptosomiformes; Leptosomidae
Source: RefSeq, a predicted model, not a curated record